AUGACGAUCCGAAUUGCAACGAACGCAUUGCUCCGUACGCUGACCAGCAGCACCCCGCCUGCACCUGCCGCACGACUCGCCCGGCCCGCCGCCUUUGCCGCCUCGUUCUCCACCACUGGCUCCCGCCUCGGCAUCUCCUCUAAACCGGACGUCCCCAACCCGACGCACACCGACCAAGGCGCGACCGGCCCGUCCCAGGCCACCAACAACGCAUCCGGGCCUUCCGGCACCGCGCCGGACUCCGCGCUGUCCGACCCCUACCCGCUGCCGUUUUCGCCCGACAUUGUCGACCUGAACAACGCCAACUCCGGUCCCGAAUCCGGGCCCGAGUCCAAGUGGGCGGGGCUGAACCUCGCGUCGGAUCGCCAGGCGCUCGAUGGUGUGGAUGCGCCGAUGCGGGUGCCCGGAAGAGAGGGCGAAGAGAGAGACACCAAGAUCGCCCGCCUCGUGUACCAGUGCCGCAAACGCGGGACACUCGAAACUGAUCUGCUGCUGAGCACGUUUGCGAAAAAGGAGCUCAAGAGCCUGCCCGAUGCAGAGCUCGAUGAGUUUGAUCGUCUGCUCGACGAACCGGACUGGGACAUCUUCUACUGGUGCACCCAGCGCAAACCCAUCCCCGAACGCUGGCACGCCUCGUUCCACACCCAGGGCAAACUCGGCCAUCGCCUCAUCACUCACACCAAGAACGAGGAAAAGGCCGUUCGAUGGAUGCCCGAACUGUGA
Messenger RNA from Sporisorium graminicola, 723 nucleotides. RefSeq lists its product as uncharacterized. Gene Ontology annotation, cellular component: mitochondrion. Bases 1 to 723 code for a protein of 240 amino acids. The record is from RefSeq and is a predicted model, not a curated record. Gene Ontology annotation, biological process: mitochondrial electron transport, succinate to ubiquinone; tricarboxylic acid cycle; protein-FAD linkage. The transcript is spliced from 2 exons. NCBI's taxonomy places the organism in Eukaryota, Fungi, Basidiomycota, Ustilaginomycetes, Ustilaginales, Ustilaginaceae.